CUGUGUUAACAGUAGAGGUGUGUAGUAAGUGUAGUGUGUUGCAACUUCACAAGUUAUUUUUCUUCCAGAUUUUAGAUUAGAUCUUCUCUCUGCUACUCAAAGCCUGAAAUGUUGAAGAUGAAGUCGCUCUUUCAGCUUUUCCAUCUUUGUUUACUAGGUCUUACAGGUAAUGCGAAGAUCACUACUACUGAAAUGUUGAAGGUGAAGGCGUUCUUUCAGCUCUUCCUUCUUUGUUUACUGGGUCUUACAGUUACAGGUCAAGAAAAUUUUCAACUUCUUAAUCUCUAUGACACUAGUUCUCCAGGAUCUGUUCAAGCUUCGUCUCACUCUGGUCUGCCUAUAGCAGUUUCUGUGAGUGUUAAUAACCUGAAUGAAAUCUCUGGCAGUGUCUUAAUGGCUGAGAGUUGGCUCAGGACUUAUGUUCUGGCUUACUACCCUGCCUCCAAAAUCACCACCAUUGUUGUGGGUAACAAUGUUGUUUGCCAGAAGGACCAAGAGGACAACUUGGCUCUUAUUCUACCAUCUCUCAAGAACAUUUAUCACUCUCUGACAAGGUGGGGUUUGGAGGGAGAAAUCAAAGUCUCUCCAGCCUUCUCUUCCAACUGCUUGCAGCCCCAUCUAGCUGAGAAAUUUAUGAGACCUUUGUUGAAGUUUCUCCUCACUGCAAACUCCACUUUCUCCUUAAACCCUCCUCCAAUGUUAUAUCCUUUAUCAGAUAAAACUAAAAAUAACACCUUUGUGUCUUCUCACUUGGAGUCCAUAAAAAACCUUGGACUUUUAACACCCAACAAUAUCAAUGUUUUAGUCUACAUUCCCAAAGAAGCAAAACCAAGAAGCAGAAAGCUCUCAGAUUCUGACUCCAAGGUUAUAAACCCAUACCCAGCAAGACCAACACCAUUACCAGAAAUCUCCCCAAUUCACUCCUCUAUAGGCUACUCCAUUCCAGCCCACGUGACCAAAUCUCCACAACCCCCACUAUCACACUCUACUUCUCCACCACCAUUAUCUUUCCCUUUCGCUGCUCCACCUCCAUUUAAUUUCCCUUCAGAUUCUCCACCUCCAUUUAAUUUCCCUUCAGAUUCUCCACCUCCUUUGACCUUUCCUUCAGAUUCUCCACCACCAUUGACUUUUCCUUCAGACUCUCCGCCACCAACGCCUUUCUAUAAGGCGCCAGAAACGCCACCUGAGACUUUUCCAGCCUCACCGCCUUAUGGGUUCUCUUUGCCUCCUUGUAAUCCAAUUGAUAACACUGUGGCCCCGUCACCUGAGCCUACAGGGGUGGUACAGAGUUUAUGGUGUGUAGCUAAGCCUAGUGUGCCAGCUGAGACUCUGCAGGAGGCCAUGGACUAUGCUUGUGGUGAUGGUGGUGCUGAUUGUGAGGAGAUCAUGCCUAAUGGAAACUGUUUCUAUCCUGAUACUGUUGUAGCUCACGCUUCUUAUGCUUUCAAUAGUUAUUGGCAGAAGACCAAGAGAAAUGGAGGAACUUGUAGCUUUGGAGGGACUGCUAUGAUUAUCAAUGCUGAUCCAAGUUAUCUUCACUGUCGGUUUGUUCUCAGCUGAAGACAGUAAAGCAAGUGGUUAUGGAGAAUGUUGGGAUUGUAUUGGUACAGAAUAGGAUUAGUGGGUCUAAUACUAUAUCCAAUUUGACUGCUUUUCCCUUUAUCUAGGCUGAUUACCAUAGUUUAGUAUAAUAUUGCAUGUAAGAAUCUGUAGCUUUUGGAGAUUUGCUUCUUUAUGACUAAUGUACUUAUGGGGUAUUCUAUGCACAAAGUGGAAGUGCUUUUGACCGCUAUGCUAUAUAAUAUAGACACUUAUUUU
Messenger RNA from Pistacia vera, 1818 nucleotides. RefSeq names its product glucan endo-1,3-beta-glucosidase 13-like. The record is from RefSeq and is a predicted model, not a curated record. Gene Ontology annotation, molecular function: hydrolase activity, hydrolyzing O-glycosyl compounds. The coding region runs from base 109 to 1560 and encodes 483 amino acids. Lineage: Eukaryota; Viridiplantae; Streptophyta; Magnoliopsida; Sapindales; Anacardiaceae. The transcript has 3 exons. Gene Ontology annotation, biological process: carbohydrate metabolic process.